UUAAUCCUUCAAUCUUCUAAUUAGUUGCUAUUGUGACACCUAUGUCCCAGGAAAUGAGAAUUUUUGACUCAUUUUGAUGUUUUGUUCUGAGGAGUGAAUUAACUCGCAUACCAACGAAAGAAGGAAAGAACGGGUAGUGAUUCGAAGUUGCACAAAGCAUUAUAUGACGGAAUUGGAUCCAUCGGCAGGAACGCAGAUCGUACUCGUAUUAUCUACAUCAAAGAACCUUCACUUUCUGCCACCCACCUCUUUGCGCGCACAUUGCCAGCAGAGCAAAGGCGUAUAUAAUUGUCAUCCUCAUCAUUUCAACAGACCCAAUCGAGGACAAAUAAACAAUGGCAGCUCACUAUCGAGACGAUAUUACCAAUGGUAAAGACCAUCCCAACCCCCACGCAUCUGCAAAUCGCUGGCGUCACCAAGAAUCCACCGCAUUUUCUCAACAUGCAGCUUCCACAACUCAGGAAGCGGAUGGAGUACAUGAGAGUCGUGGUUUGGCUAAAUUUCUAAACAAAUCGCGAGUGGAAGGUCAAGGUUCAUCUGGCCCGCAGAAACCAGUUAUGCUAGCUGGGAACGCGCAAGGUGGAGAACUUGAAGCUGCAAGAAGGGAACAAGAAGAAUUAGAACAGAAGGAUGUCAUGAACGGAGUACAAAGGGGAGGAGCUAGGGCAACGGUUAAGUGCGGUCCUUUGCUUAAUUAUAGACGUAUGGAAAAUGAUGUUUGGUUUGGGAGUGUUUUGAUUGUGGUUGAUACACAGACGGUUAGAGAGGAUUCGAUACCGGAGUUGAGAUUGAGGGUUUUGGAGAAUGGCCAGUCUACGCAAGGUGGCAAUGGAACUGGUAUUGCCGCUGGAAAUGGGGAUACGAAUUAUCGUGGUGAAGCGCAUGGAAUCAUUAAUGGCGUGGAUUACUCCCAGAAUCGAAACCCUACACAAUCAUCAAAUGGCAAUAUAUCAAUUAAUGCCGGACAAUCUUAUUCUUCCAGCAAUGCUGAUGAAGUCAAAAUUAGAGGAGUCAAGCUAUAUGCGGAUGUGGCAAACACUUUCUGGAGAUUUUAUCUCCAAGUUCCUAUGCAACAAGAAGAAAUUCGAUGCGAGUACACGAUUCCUGGGCUCACAUUUGCUGAAGGAGAAAAGACGGAUAGACAGAACUUUUUCAUACCAGCGGUUUCGGAGAGUAUGAGGAUAAUGUUUCAUUCUUGUAAUGGGUUUAGUGUGGGCACGGAUACGGAGGCUUAUAGUGGUGCUUGUCUUUGGAGAGAUGUUGCCAGACGACAUGAGGAGGCCCCUUUCCAUGUUAUGUAAGAACUUUAGGGUCUCGAAUGGUAAAUACUAACAUUUGACAGGCUUGGCGGAGGAGAUCAGAUAUACAAUGAUGGCAUUAGAGUCAAUGGGCCUCUAAGACCUUGGAGUGAUAUUGGUAAUCCGAUAAAAAGAAGAGAACAUCCUUUUCCUGAAAAGUUGAGGAGGGACUGUGAUGAUUAUUAUGUCAAGAAUUAUCUUCGCUGGUAAGUCAAUUUUGAAAAUCGUAAACUUUGGCGCCUGACUUGGAAAUGCAGGUAUACGACUGAGCCAUUUGCUUCGAUGAAUGGAAAGAUCCCCCAAGUUAACAUCUGGGAUGAUCAUGACGUGAGUUAUGUUUUUGUGUGACAAGGUUUUGUUGCUAAUUGUCUAAAUAGAUCAUUGAUGGCUUUGGCUCGUACGUCGAUGAAUUUAUGCGUUGUCCAGUUUUCCGUGGUAUUGGUGGUGUUGCUCAUAAAUAUUAUUUACUAUUCCAACACCAUAUCGCACCUCCAGCAUCCACAUUCACAACUGGUUUGUUAUAAUCUAAGGUUUCAGCCUUGUGACUUAACUAAAAUUUCUCAGAUGCGCCUCAGACAAUGUCAGCAAAUGCAGUUGGCCUUGAUCCACGUCAGGUGGAGAACACCUAUGUAUUGGAGAAUGACGUCCCUGAUCCAAGUUAUAUCAUUGGUGAUAGCCCUGGUGUAAGUUAUUUCAGGUCUUAUUGAUGGAUCCGGCUAAUUGUUUUCAGCCAUAUGUAGCAGAACGCUCUCGUAGCAUUUAUGCAAGAUUGGGUGCGAGAAUCGCAUUCUUCGGUAUUGAUGCUAGAACAGAGGUAAGUCGCCAAAUUGAGACCCAAGUACCAUAUUGACUUUUGCUAUAGCGUACACGUCAUCAAGUAAACUAUCCUGCAACAUACAAGAAGAUUUUCGAUCGUCUAAGAGCAGAACUUGCUGCUGCAAAAGCAUCUUCAAAUCCUGUUCAACACCUUAUUGUUUUACUCGGAAUCCCUAUCGCUUAUCCAGUGAGUUUAUCACAAUAACUUAAUAUAUAUAUCAUUGCUAAUACUAGUAGCGUUUGACAUGGUUAGAGAAUAUUUUUUCGAGCCCCUUGAUGGGCCCACUCAAAUUUAUGAACAAGCGAUUUGGGUUUGGUAAGCGAUAUUCUAUACACACCUCAUUCAUAGAACCCCUACUAAGUUUCAUCCAUAGGUGGGAGUUUCUUCAAUAACUUUGACGGUAGUGUUGAUCUCCUUGAUGACCUUGAUGACCAUUACACAGCACACACCCACAAAAGAGAACGACACUACAUCGUCACACAGCUGCAAUCUCUCGCUUCCCAAUUUUCAGUACGCAUCACCAUCCUCGGUGGCGACGUACAUCUCGCGGCAGUUGGUCGUUUCUAUUCAAAUCCCCACUUAAAAAUCCCCGUCUCGAAAGAUUUUAGAUAUAUGGCGAAUAUCAUUUCUUCCGCUAUUGUUAACAAACCACCACCCCAAGCCGUGGCAAAUUUAUUAGCUAGAAGAAAUAAAAUCCAUCAUUUAGAUAAGGAGACAGAUGAAACACUUUUAAGUUUCUUUGACAGAGACCCAGGAGAAGAUAAAAAGAGAGCUAAGAGUAACACGGUUACAAUGCCUAGUCGAAACUGGGCAAUCCUCACAGAGAACUCACCUUCCUCGCCAUCCUCAUCUAACCCAUCCCAUCAAAACACCGACAAUCCAACCACCGAAACAGACCUCCAACCCUAUGAUCUUCCCUCCUCCGAAAUCCCAAAAGAUGGACAUUCUCCCCUUCACCUAGGUGAGAAAGGGGCAGGUACGGCACACAAAUCCGCAAAUCCAAACGAACAUGGGAAAUCGCUCGAUGGUAGUUUGGAUGUGGUUAUUAGGGUGGAGAUGGAUCAGCAUGAUGCAGAUGGAAAGACGAGGGCGUAUGGUAUGUCGGUUCCGGUUUUGAGGUAUGAGGGCGCGCCGCUUUUGGUGGCUGAUGGGAGGAGAAGUUGGAUUGGUAGUAGAGGGAGUUGGGGGAGUAGGGGAGGAGUGCCGGGGUGCGGGCGGAAGUGAGGGGGGUGAGGUGCUUAGGUAGGUUGGUUCACUAGUUGUUGGGUUGUUUGUGGGUUGUGUGAAUGGUUGCGUGAGUGCUUUAGGAGGAUGUGGUAAUGGAUGAAUGCAUGCAUGAUACGUUAUGAGAUGGGAGCAAUCCGUGAGAGGAGAUUGCUAGGCUGGAUUAAUGGUUCUUGUAUGUAUACCUUACCUGGCUGGGUAGGUAAGAUACCUAUGCUAUAAGAUGGGUUGCGCCGCGCCGCGUUGCAUUAAUAAAGGCUGGCUGGUUGGACGGACGAAGUGAAAUAUUUGAUACCAGGGUCGUUUAUUGUUGUUUGUUGUUUUUUCUGUAUUUGUAUUUUUACUUGUACCUGCUAUUACAUUCAUAAAUCAAUCCUUUCCUUUCCUUUC
Sclerotinia trifoliorum is the source of this 3729-nucleotide messenger RNA. The record is from the annotation of a GenBank genome assembly. Lineage: Eukaryota; Fungi; Ascomycota; Leotiomycetes; Helotiales; Sclerotiniaceae.